AUGGACAAGACGACAACAAAGUCUGGCUGGGCGGCUUGGACCGCCAAAAAGAAGGUUUUUGUCGCCUCUAUCGUUGCCCUUAUUAUCGUCGCACUUGGUGUCGGACUCGGUGUUGGUCUGGGUGUCGGUUUGAAUAACGGAGGCAGCGGAGAAGGUGAAGGUAGUGGCAGUGGAAGCGGCGGCACUGGCACCGGUGGAAAUGGAACUACCAGCGGCAACGCGACAGUGAAAUGGCAACCAGAAGUGGGUGUCAAAUGGCAGAUUGAGCUCCUCUAUGCUCUCAACGACACUUCGGUGGACGCUGAAGUCUACGAUAUCGACCUCUUCGACAACGAUAAGUCGAUGAUCUCGAAGCUUCAGGGCCUCGACCGCAAGGUCAUCUGCUACUUCUCUGCCGGGACGUACGAGCAGUGGCGCUCUGAUGCCAAUCAGUUUCAAUCCUCCGACCUGGGUAGCGAUCUUGCUGACUGGCCGGGUGAAAAAUGGCUCGACACAAACUCCAAUAGUGUGCGCAAGAUCAUGCAAACCCGUCUUGACCUAGCAGUGACCAAGGGUUGUGAUGGUGUUGACCCCGACAACAUUGACGCCUAUGACAACUCAAACGGGCUCAAGUUGACAAAAGAUGACGCAAUUAACUACGUGAAUUGGCUCGCUGGUCAGGCGCACGGUCGCAAUCUGUCCAUGGGUCUUAAGAACGGUGGCGCCAUUAUCGAUGCAGUCAUCGACAAUAUGCAGUGGUCUGUCAACGAGCAAUGCGCUCAGUAUUCAGAAUGCGAUACCUAUGCCGCAUUCACGGACGCCAACAAGCCUGUCUUCCACAUCGAAUAUCCCAAAGGAGAUAAUACCAAUAACAAUCAAGCCGUCACCACUUCGCAAAAAUCCUCGGCUUGCAAUGCUGCCAGUGCUGGCAACUUCUCCACUGUCAUUAAAAAUAUGGAUCUGGACAAUUGGGUGGAAUACUGUUGA
Messenger RNA from Penicillium daleae, 966 nucleotides. RefSeq names its product endo alpha-1,4 polygalactosaminidase. The record is from RefSeq and is a predicted model, not a curated record. The transcript has a single exon. Lineage: Eukaryota; Fungi; Ascomycota; Eurotiomycetes; Eurotiales; Aspergillaceae. The coding region runs from base 1 to 966 and encodes 321 amino acids.